Molecule: messenger RNA, 3609 nt
Organism: Misgurnus anguillicaudatus (oriental weatherfish)
Lineage: Eukaryota; Metazoa; Chordata; Actinopteri; Cypriniformes; Cobitidae
Gene: xkr5a
Product: XK related 5a
Cellular component (GO): membrane
Source: RefSeq, a predicted model, not a curated record
UAUGAAUACAAAAGAAGAUAUUUUGAUAAAUGAUGGUAAACACACAGCUGAUUGUAACCAUAGUAGGAAAAACAAAUACAAUGGAAUUCAAUGGGUACCAGCAACUGUAUGCAAAAUAUUUUCUUUUGAGUUCAUCAGAAAAAAGAAAUUCAUACAGAUUUACAACAACAUGACUCUGAAAAUGAUGACAGAAUUUUCAUUUUUGGGUGAACUAUCCCUUUAACACGCGCACGAACGCACACGCGCACGCACACAGCAUGUCCACUUACUGCAUAUAUGCAUAUACAAAUGCAGCAUAAGUCAUUACGAAAUACGAAAUUAUAUCCAUACACGUAUACAGAAGAAAUAUAAAGAUUUUAUGAUCGCGUGCUGUCUCUUUAAAAUCCAACCGCAUGACGUCAGAUAUUUUGACAGGACGACGGAGAAACCGGAUCCGCUACUGACAACAACAACAAACACAAAGAUGUCCCGGGGAAGCGCGAGUGCUGCUCGGUGAGAUGCCGGUAACGGCGGCGGAGUGGAGAGGAUGCGGCGGCGGAGGCGCGCGCUGCUGGCGCGUACUGAUGCUCGCUGCCUCCGCGCUCCUGAUGUUGGCGGAGAGACUGGCGCUUCUGUACUGUAUCGGGUUCUACCUGUGGCGGAAUGAGUUGUGUUUGGCCAGCCUGACCUUUGCCCUCUUGUUACCGGGGUCACUAGUGCAGGUGUUGAGUUUCAGGUGGUACAGAGCCGACGGAGACACACGAAUUUGUCAAAAUUUCAUCAUACACACGCUGCACCUGGGCAUCUUCAAAAGGUUAUGGGACUGCACCAUAAGCGAGUGGACGGCACAUUCACAUGCGCAGGAGGUGAUGCAGCAGGCGGAUGCGUCUGCUCUGCGUCUGCUAGAGGUCUUGCUGAUGACCCUGCCGCAGACACUUCUGCAGACGUAUGCGCUUACGGAUACCAGCUACAGUCUCUCGUCUCCAGUGGCUCUGUGUGCCGGUUUGUGUUUGCUCUCGUUGUCCUGGACGUUGGUGCUGUACAGUCGGGCGUGUUGUCUCAUUCGUCCCGGGCAUUUGCAGAUGCCACCAGCCGCACUCCUAUGCCAGCUGCUGUGGAGGGUGGGCAUGUUAGCUGCCCGUUUCACCAGCCUCGCCCUGUUCACCCGAACCUUCGGCUGCUGGGUCGUCGGUGUCAUGGCAUCUCAUUGGCUGAUCGCUGCGCUCUGGUUGGUCUCCCAGCAGACUGACAUCUAUGUGGGACAGUGGUCAUGGCGUGUGUUUAACAUUAUAAUGGGAAGCAUACAUGUGUUUUUGUUUCUUAAUGUGAAGAAUGGCCCUUCACGGUUCCGCAUGGCAGGAUUUUACAUGGCAAUGCUGCUUGAGAACGCUGUGCUGUUAUUGGCUGCUUCUGACAUCCUUACUGAUGCAUCAUGGGAUAGCCUGACCGUACCCACUGCUGUUCUGUGCAGCUUUCUGCUCGGUCUGACCUCCCUGGUGUUGUACUAUCGUUUCCUGCAUCCCAAAUCCACUGAAAUCUCGCUGGGUUUGCGUCAGCGUGGGCACAUGGGCAGAGAAUGUCUCCAGCAGGGUGAUUCCUCCUCCUCUCUGGGAGACAAAAGUCUCCGCCCCACCCCUCUUCCUGCCCUUUUUCAGUCCUCUCACCCUUCAUGUUCUCUCUCUGGAAUUCCCGGAUCGCUUCUGGAGCAUCCCGGGAGCUGCGGAGUAAAACCGGACGGCGAGUGUCGACACCAUCACUGGCUCCUGAUCCGUCUCGCCCUAAAAACCGGAGACCCUGGCAAGAUCAACGAGGCAUACGGGGCGGGUGGCGUGUCUGAGAUACUGGUGGCGGAUCAUAAGGAGGAGAUCAGCGAUGACGGGUGUGCGUUAACCUCCGACAGCAGGGACGACACGAUGGCGCCUCUGUCCGACUGCAGGGAGGAGUUUGAGAGCGUGAGUGAAGCCAGGGAGGAAGAAGAGGACGAAGAUGACAGUUUAGUAAUGGAGAGCCCGUUGGAGUCGCCAGCCUCCGAGUGCAAGAGAAGCUCGCCGGAGGGUAAAUCCGUGCUCGGGGACAGUCCAGAGCCGAAUUACUGCCCUACCGAAUCCAGCUCCACCUUGUACUUCAGCGCUGACCCGCAGUCCCCCAGCAGCUCCAGUAACCCUCGCCUGGACCGCGAGAUGCACUUUAGUUACGGUUCUGGUACUGGACUAGAAACUCUAGAUGAGCUGAGCCCCAUCUCUACUGAUGGCGGACUUCACAGAGAUCUUGCUAGGGGGCUUCUGGGCCGAGCAGGGCCCUGCUACACAUCCACACCUGGACUGAAUGGACAGGGGCUUCCAGAGAGUUCGGUUACACAUUUAAGGGGACCCCGCAGGCAGGUCGUUCUCUCUCGCAGGGGUUUAGAUGAGGACGGUGGGUUUUAGCAACGAAUGCAAAUGCGCAAUCCGUCUCUUGUGAGAUACUGUGGUCGAGUGAAUUUAAGAAAAGUUAUUGUCACUGUGUGAGGUUUCACUGUCUCAUUGGAUUUUCCUUUGUGCACUUCAGGGAUAUCAUUUUUAAAAAUGAUGCAUGGAAAAUAGCGUCAAUACUUGUUGGCAUUCUGAGCAAGUUUGAUUCAUGCAUUGAUAAUCAUUCAUCUGGAUGAUCUACUACAUGAUGAUGCAUCAUGCACUGUUGUAUUUUACAUACUUUCCCUUCCAGAAUGUGAAUUACCAGUGGAAAAAACAACAGAUUUGUUGUUAAACCAGAAAGAAAACAUAAUGCAAUGCAUCCCAUUUCCAAUCAGAUUUUCUUUUUUUUAAACUAUGUCCAGUUGUGUGGCCCACCACGAGUAACAUUAAAUUAGCAAUGACAGUUUCAUCACAGGGCAUUCACUCAAACAUAGAAAUGCAAGCAGUUUUUAAAAAUGCAAACUUUAAAACCUAGAUCACUACAUAAUGAAAACAUUAAGAUAUGGAAAACAUUUUAACUAAUAUUUAUUUUUUUUGUUAUAGGCUACUUUUAUUUUGUUUUUCUAUGUGUGUGCUUAUGUUCAAAAUGGAAUACUAGCAUACUGUUUACUGCAUGCUUUGCAGUAUACACUACAAGUACCUACUAGUUCUUAAUGUGAUGAUGUAUACAAUAUCUUUUGCAGUCCAAUCAAAUAACAACCAAAUUUGGUUGAAAAUCUUCAUUUUACUCUGAAAAUGGAGGGUGAGGUCGAGUGCAUUGCAUUAUGUGACUUUAGUGCAGGAGUUUUUUAACUAUAUGAUGCCCAAAAUAUGGACCCCCAAAUAUGAUGAACGUUUUGUGAGGGACCCCCUAUACCUAAAAUAUAUAUAAGCAGUUUAUAUAUUUUUAUGUAUAAUAAAUAUCUAUUCGGCUACACUUAUAGAGUAAUUCUGGAUGUAUAAACAUAAAGAGAUACAUUUUUUAUUUAAAUGUAUUUUUACUGCAGCAACUUCUAAAAUAAAUAAAUAAAUCUUGUUUUAUAGCAGAUUUACUAAGAAUCCGGCCUUAUAAACCCCAAUAAGUGAAAUAAAGCAGACUGUAAUAAGAAAAAGCACUAGAAAAAUACAAAGAAAAUAAAAAUGAAAUGCAUGUAGCAAGAAAUGAGAGAUAAACACCUAAUAAAUAUAUUUUACAAUU